AUGCAGAGCAAUACGGUCCAGCCAAACGGCUGGGUGGCAUUGCGACUACCCAGUGACAAUGUCCGAGUCCUCCAAGUAACACCAAAUACCACGAUCUCGCUAGGCAAAUACGGCGCGUUCCCGAGCAACCUCAUUAUCGAGCGGCCGUUUCACCUCACGUACGAAGUACAAGACAAGCGUGAGGGCGAGAACUUCUCGCGGUUACGAGUCGUGCCCGGCAUCGAGCUCAAUGCCGACGUGCUGGCCGAGACGAGGGCAGAGGAGGCUGCCGCCAAUGGCGAGGACGUGAUUGUCCCUGCCGACGGCGAGGAGCUUGCGCUGGUGGAUGAGAGCGGCACUGUCAUUGCCCGAUCGAAUCGCGAAAUCAUCGACGACUCUGCGCGACAGACGCUCACUCCGGCCGAGAUCGAGGAACUCAAGCGCAACGGCACGGCAGCAGGCAAGGAGCUGAUUGCAAAGCUGAUGCUGUCGCACACGGCGCUCGACCAGAAGACGUCCUAUUCUCUGUCAAAGUAUAAGCUUCUUAAGGAACGCAAAUUUCUGCGGCGAUUCACAGUCUUGCCGCUCGACGUCCCGAUGCUCGCGUACUGGAUGCUCGAGGACAAGGACGCGAGCAAGAUCAUGGAGCUGCGACAGGAGACCAUGGCUCUAGUAGGAUGCUGGGCCGAUGUACACUUCGGGGGCUCGCCGGUCGAAGGGAUGAAGGAACCCCAUGGUGGACGGUGGCUGGCUAUCGACGACACUGGCGGCCUGCUGGUCGCUUCAAUGGCGGAAAGAAUGGGGAUUCUUUAUCCGCAGGCUGAAGAUGAUCAAGGCGAGCACGAUGACGCGCAGGCGGCGGAAUCUACUCAGGGCCCGGCAGCGCAGGAAGAUGGCAAUGGUGAUGGAGAACCCGCGGCUGCGCCUUCGUCUCCCAAAGCGCUGCGGAAUCCCCGCAAGCGGCCUCGCCGCGACGACCUCGACGACCACUACGCCCUCACCAACAACAUCACCCUCAUCCACUCCAACUCCCAACCUAAUCUCUCACUCCUUCGGUACUUUGACUAUGAUGCCAGCGACCCCAACCCGCCUUAUCCCUACCACCCACUCUUCACACAUCUGCUACCAGUAUCCUGGCUCCAGCUAGUCAAGCCCGAGGAGGAUGGCGCCUACUCCGACAAGCCGGCCGACGCCACACCAGAAGAGCUCGCCUCAUGGAAGACAAACCGCCGAGGCAAUUACCACCGUAAGCGACGGCGAUGGGCGCGUACGCGUCAAAUUGUUGAUACCGCUCGCGCUGGCGGCUUUUCUGGCCUCGCUGUGGCUAGCACUAUGGACCCAAUCUCUAUUCUGCGCCACGUACUACCACUUCUCGCUGGCGGGAGCCCGAUUGCCAUCUUCUCACCGUCCAUCGAGCCGCUCACCCAGCUGGCCGACUGCUUCAGCAUCGCGCGCCGCGCCGCCUGGAUACAGUCCCCGCCUGCAGGAACAGAGGGGAAGUCCGUCACCGAGUUGGAUACGUGGGAGGGCAGCGUUGAAUACCCUAUCAACCCGACGCUGGUGCUGGGUGCGAGCGUCCAAACUAGCAGAGCGAGGCGCUGGCAGGUGCUUCCAGGCAGGACGCACCCGAUGAUGACGGCAAGAGGCGGCGCCGAGGGCUACGUCUUUACGGGAUGGAGGGCGCUGCCGGCCGAAGGAAGGAUUUCUGCGCGAGGCAAAUUUCAGAAGAAGAGAACAGAGUGA
Molecule: messenger RNA, 1722 nt
Organism: Purpureocillium lilacinum
Lineage: Eukaryota; Fungi; Ascomycota; Sordariomycetes; Hypocreales; Ophiocordycipitaceae
Source: RefSeq, a predicted model, not a curated record